Molecule: messenger RNA, 1198 nt
Organism: Manihot esculenta (cassava)
Lineage: Eukaryota; Viridiplantae; Streptophyta; Magnoliopsida; Malpighiales; Euphorbiaceae
Exons: 1
Coding region: 358-1104 (248 amino acids)
Source: RefSeq, a predicted model, not a curated record
GAAUGGCGGAUUUCAGACCAAUUCUCCUCGUGUUGAUAAGCUUCAUUUUCUUCCCUUUAGCCUACACAGUAUUUCUUGUCUUCUUCUCGUUUCUUACUUCAAAUAUCUCUCUCCUCUUUCUUUCUUUCUUGGCUCUGGCGGUGGCAGACAACACUCUUCUGCUCUCUGCUUCACUUCAGAGAAGAACAUUCUCCCUCUGAUUCUUCAAUUUUCCUAGAAUCAUCUCUCAAUUUUCUCUUCUCUUUUUUGGACUUCCUAGUCCACUUUGCCUGACAGAAUCUCAGCCCAUCAUCUUUGAAUAUUUUGCUCUCUGCUCAUGCCAUUUUCUUUUUGUUUUACAAGUGAGAAGUAAUUACUAUGUGCUCUGAAACAAACCCUCGAAUAUCAUUCUCCAAUGAUCUUGGUGAAGAAGAUGGCAGCGAAAUCGAGCAGGAGACUCGAAGGGACACCACACUUCUGGGUUCAAAUUCUGAUUUCGAAUUCAGCUUUUGCAGCAGCGUCACAGACUACGAAUCUUCUCUGGCAGACGAGCUUUUCGCAGAUGGAAUGAUCCUUCCAGUUCACGCACACAGACACCAACAUUCGCCAAAAGUUUCUCUUCCUCCUCUUCCAUGUCCUCCUCCAAAUUCCAACAAGAGUUCAAAGAGAGAAGUCAUGGAUACCAAGGUUUCAGAUUCAGGGUCGCCGGAAAAACCUCCGUCCAAAUCUUUCUGGGGAUUCAAGAGAAGCAGCAGUCUGAAUUAUGACAUAAAAAAGAGCCUAAUUUGUCCAUUGCCCCUCCUGUCCAGAAGCAAUUCGACAGGAUCAUCUGUGCCAUCUCCGAAGCCAGAAGCGUCGUCUAAAGAUAUGAACAAGCAAAAUUCACAGAAACAGCAACGACUAAAUUCCGUUGCAAAGAAAUUAUCAGCAUCGUCUGCUUCUACUUACGUGUACACAUUUCCUCGGAAGCCUCCUUUGAAGAAAAACUACAGUGGAUCUCAUGGAAAUGGAGUUAAAAUUAGUCCAGUGCUGAACAUGCCACCUCCUUACAUUGCUAAAGGUGCUGCAAAUUUGUUUGGUUUGAGAUCCUUUUUUUGCAAUGGAAAAGAAAAGAACAGAAAGUGAUUGUUUAAUCAGUUGAUGAAAAUUUAGUGAUUCUAAAUUAUGCAUAGAUGAUGUGGGUUAUUAUUGUUAGCUAUUAUAUGAAUCAUAUUAAGUC